AUGGGAUCUGAGCCGGACCUGGACGCGCUGUUCGGUCCCGGCGAAACAGCCGAGGCAGCUGGUGCUACACCUGAGUCCCACGUGCAGCAGGUUCAUCCUGCGCUUCGCUCCGCAGUUGAGGCCCUCGUGGCAGAGUCCUGGCCUCGAGCGCGUGCGGAGCUCGUCGGGGCAGAAAGCGGCGAGCAGGCUAGCAAGGGAGCCCGGCCACCACUUCCGGCUUCCUUAGCACGGGAUGUGGAUGCGGCCCUGGCGGCGGAGAGCUGUGGUGAAUGGGCAGACUGCCGGCAGAAGGCGUCGGCCAUCAGGUCAGAGGCCUGGAAUGCUCUGAUUCGAGACAAAGGCUGGCAGCGACCCUGUGACAAGGAGCUCUUCAUGCUCACCGAGCUACUUCUGGCACUAUGCUCACAUGCCGCUGGCAGCAGCUCAUCAGCCGUGAAGCACGCCGAUGGCGUCUUUGUCUUUGCACCGGCUGGCGAGUUCAGAUCUUGUGCACUCCUCUUUGUUCGUCUGCUCGACGACGACGUGCGGGCUGUGCGAGCAGAGGAGGCGCGGCCGAUGCUUGGACAGUUCCCGAGCAGCUGCACGCUGGAGACCGCGCUCAAGCCCAAGCCGAGCGCACAGAGGCUGGAUAGGCUGGCCACGGACCCUUGCCCCGAGAAGUUGAAGGAGCUGCUGUCCUCGUCGCCGCUCGCACGCGCAUAA
Symbiodinium sp. CCMP2592 is the source of this 702-nucleotide messenger RNA. NCBI's taxonomy places the organism in Eukaryota, Dinophyceae, Suessiales, Symbiodiniaceae. The record is from the annotation of a GenBank genome assembly.